Lindgomyces ingoldianus is the source of this 915-nucleotide messenger RNA. RefSeq lists its product as uncharacterized. The coding region runs from base 1 to 915 and encodes 304 amino acids. The record is from RefSeq and is a predicted model, not a curated record. The transcript is spliced from 3 exons. NCBI's taxonomy places the organism in Eukaryota, Fungi, Ascomycota, Dothideomycetes, Pleosporales, Lindgomycetaceae.
AUGAGAAUCAUCAUCCACCAAGCGGAUAAAAACGCUCAAGGUGUACUCUCUCAACAAUACGCCUACGUCGCGCAACUCCUCCUCUUCCCGGCUCUUUCCCUCAGCAAACUUAGCAUCUGCCUCGCCUACCUCCGAAUCUUCUUCUCCGACACCCGCGGCCGUAUCCUAAUCCGCAUCAUCAUCGUCGUCCUCGCCCUCACCAUUGUCCCUUUCUUCUUUGAAGUCAUGUUCCAAUGCAAGCCUAUCCAUGUGUACUGGACAGAAAUCCGACCCGCCAGCAAAUGCCUGAACGAUUUCGCUGGCUUGAUCAUUAACGGGACGUUGAAUGUGCUCUGCGACAUUGCGCUCAUCCUGAUAGUGAUACCGCGGAUCUGGGACCUCAAACUCAAUCCCAGGCAGAAGUCCGCAUUAAUUGGGAUCGUGAUGUUAGGGUGGCUUGCGGUGAUUGCUGGCAUCGUUCGAAUGGUUCGCGUCGGUACUGUUCUCAGGAUGCCGAAUUUCGACCCACCCUGGGACACAUACGACGUUUCGAUCUGGACUUCGACGGAAAUAUACGCUAGCUUGAUAUGUGCAGCAGCACCGGGUGUCAAGCCGCUCGUUAGCGUGCUUUUACCUAGACUUCUGGGAACAACGUUCAGGAGUUACGCGAGGACGAAAAAGGGAACUACCAAAAAGGGCACGAUGGAACUGGGUUCGAAGAUCAAGAGAAAUUCAUCUCUGGGGACGAGGCAUGAGGCCGUGAGUAUAACACGGUUGACAGAGGCGAAUGGGAUUAGUAGGAGUGAGGUCGUGGGAGGAGAUGAGGAGAGUUUGAAUUGGAAGAAUGAUGGGGGGAGUGUAAGAGAUUCGGUGACAAUUGGGAAUGGGGAAGGGAAGAUCUAUAAGAAGAGUGAGGUUGUGAUUUCGGUUUCUUGA